Molecule: messenger RNA, 838 nt
Organism: Rhinichthys klamathensis goyatoka
Lineage: Eukaryota; Metazoa; Chordata; Actinopteri; Cypriniformes; Leuciscidae
Product: ubiquitin-conjugating enzyme E2 A-like
Exons: 6
Coding region: 117-575 (152 amino acids)
Biological process (GO): protein polyubiquitination; proteasome-mediated ubiquitin-dependent protein catabolic process; DNA repair
Cellular component (GO): HULC complex
Molecular function (GO): ubiquitin conjugating enzyme activity
Source: RefSeq, a predicted model, not a curated record
CAAGCUGAGCCGAAAAGCGAAUUUGAGUCGAUGACCUUUCAAGUGGAGAAAAGGCACAUAUUAUUUGAACAGUUAUAUCACAAAAAAUUGUAUCUGACAAUUGUACGGUUUAAAAAAUGUCUACUCCAGCACGAAGGCGACUUAUGAGGGAUUUUAAAAGACUUCAAGAGGAUCCUCCAGCCGGUGUUAGCGGUGCACCGUCAGAAAACAAUAUCAUGGUAUGGAAUGCAGUGAUAUUUGGACCAGAAGGAACUCCAUUUGAAGAUGGUACAUUCAAAUUGACAGUAGAAUUCACAGAAGAAUACCCAAACAAACCACCCACAGUUAGAUUCAUCUCAAAAAUGUUUCAUCCUAAUGUAUAUGCAGAUGGAAGUAUAUGCCUUGACAUCCUACAAAACCGUUGGAGUCCAACUUACGACGUGUCAUCAAUUCUUACCUCAAUCCAGUCUUUGCUUGAUGAACCAAAUCCAAACAGUCCAGCUAACAGCCAAGCAGCUCAACUUUACCAGGAAAACAAGCGGGAGUAUGAGAAGCGUGUGUCAGCUAUUGUCGAGCAGAGCUGGAGGGACAGCUGACCUUACACUGCAGAACACAGAACUUUGUGUGGUUAGAGUUUAGUUGAGUGAACUGUGAGGAAGUUUAUUUUUUUCUUCCUCCUCUCUCUGUCUCUCACACAACUUUCAUACUGUUAUGAUGCACUUUACCCAAAAUCCAUCCCUUUUUCCCCUUGGAGAAAUUGUGCUCAGCCAAUAUCACUUGGUCAUUUUCUAACCAAAAAGUGACUAUACAUUGUGUUAGCCUGGACUAUACGAGGAUAUAUGCAGGGGCCAUUUUUUCA